Molecule: messenger RNA, 945 nt
Organism: Neolamprologus brichardi
Lineage: Eukaryota; Metazoa; Chordata; Actinopteri; Cichliformes; Cichlidae
Source: RefSeq, a predicted model, not a curated record
CCUCUGAAGAGCCCUGGCAUCAGGAUGCUGCCUCUCAACUUCCCCCUGCCCUCCCCUGGCUCCGCCCCACCUGCUACCUCAGUAACCCCCACCAGCCCAGUCACCUCUCCUGUAACUGAAAGCCCCGCCUCUUUCGAGGAUCCUGCCACUGUGGCGGAGGGAUCGGUCCUGCAGAGCAUCAACAAGGGCAGAGCUCGCCACUCCAUCCGCCGCCGUCCGCCAUCACGCCGCCACAGGACAUCCAGCAGCGGAGAGGUGGAGGCCAAAGACGCAGCAGACACACAGGUGAGCUCCACAACUGACCCCGCUGACAAAACUGCAGCAGGCGGCGAGCAGGACGGCGAGCAGGGCGGCGAGGGUGACGUGUUCAAGAAGGAGGAUCAAACAGACGCCCCAACAGCUCCUGAGAAAAAACAAACUCACGAAGAGGAAGAGCCGAAGAGCGGCGACGGUGAUGUGAAGGAGGGAGAGAAAGGGUCUGCAGAAGAAGAGGAGGCACCAUCAUCAUCAGAGAAGAAGGAGGAGGAGCUGAGGUCGCCAGAGACGCAGAAACAGGACCCGACCGAAGACGCUACACUGACAGACGGCAAAGAAGAAGAACAGAGCGAGGAGGCAGCGAGCUCAGCCCGAUGACGACCACGCGGAGCCCCUGGAGUGCUGGGAGAGAAACCCCGUAUCAGCUACACCUGACUGAAGAGGCCUGCAGACGCUCUGGAGGCGAAUAUUUAGAAACUCUGAGGCGCUGCUCGCCAUCUGCGAAUGAGCGAAGACGCUCGGCCAAUCGUGCAACGGUCCAGCCAAGCUUGUUCGCUUCUGUCCACUCAACGCCUUUCCACACCACAACACUUCCUGUUCAGCCAUAUAUACUGUGACCUGUCUGUUCUUACUGUGUGCUGCCUUCCAUGAUGAUGAUGAUGAUGAUGAUGAUGAUGAUGAUGAUGAUGA